Dichotomopilus funicola is the source of this 738-nucleotide messenger RNA. RefSeq lists its product as uncharacterized. The record is from RefSeq and is a predicted model, not a curated record. The transcript has a single exon. Lineage: Eukaryota; Fungi; Ascomycota; Sordariomycetes; Sordariales; Chaetomiaceae. Bases 1 to 738 code for a protein of 245 amino acids.
AUGGGUCUCACCAACUACGCCCGGCUUGCCCUCCUCGGCACGGCCCUCUUCUUCGCCGGCCCCGCCCAAGCCGACUUUGGCUUCACCCCCUGCAUCGACGACUGCGUAGCCUCGAACGGCUGCGAGGCCUACGACGAAAAGUGCGUCUGCAAGGAAGCCAACAGCCUCCUUCUCAACUCCGUCGUGUCCUGCAUGUACUUCAACUGCAAAAACGACCUCCGCGACGCCGACGACACCUUCCUGUCCCCCAUCAGCAACGGUUGCAGCAACAUCCCGGAGCGCAAGCUCGACGCCGCCGCUAGCUUGGCCAGCAGCUACUCCAGCAAGCUGCCCGCGGCCACCUCGGCCAAGCCCAGCCCCACGCACGACGCGCCCUCGACGUCGGACAAGCCGCACUCCCCGUCGACGUCCGACAAGCCCGAGCACUCCCCGCCUGUCCCGCCCAAGCCGUCCGCUACCACGUCCAACGUUGCCGGGCCUUCGACCUCUGCCGCCGCUGGUGGCGCGGCCUCGAGCAGCGCGGCCCAGACUACUCUUGUCACUUCCGUGACGCCCACUGAGACCUCGUCCUCGCCAGCCGAAUCGACUACCUCGUCUAAUGAAGGCUCCGGCAGCAACCACAACACCAACCCGUUUGGUUCCUCCGGCGAUGAUUCUGCUGGUGCGGCGAUCCGCCCCCUUUUCGCACUGUUGGCCCUGCCCGCGGCUGUGGUUGUUGGCUUCGCCUUCGGCCAGUAA